Tigriopus californicus is the source of this 2204-nucleotide messenger RNA. RefSeq names its product probable serine/threonine-protein kinase dyrk1. The coding region runs from base 1472 to 2173 and encodes 233 amino acids. The record is from RefSeq and is a predicted model, not a curated record. Lineage: Eukaryota; Metazoa; Arthropoda; Copepoda; Harpacticoida; Harpacticidae. The transcript has 5 exons.
GAGUUUUGAUAAUGAUCGAAAUCGUGAUUUAACAUCAAGAUUCACAUAAUGCUUGGGAAGAGGAAAAAAGACAUAACAACUUCCAAACAAGUCCCCAUCAAUUCUCAUUUACUGUAGUCUCCUUUUUCGGCGGUAGGAACGGAACAAUCUUGUGGCGUCACAUUGUUUUUGCUUAUGCACAUUAGCUUGUUUCCCCUAUAGCUGAUGAGCUCUGGAUCUCUCUAGAAAUGUCUACAUACGAGGUCCAUGAAAAUGAGAAAGAUGAAGCCAAGGGCGAGAGACGUACACACAGCUCUUCGUCCACAAGGAGAGUUGGCAUGGCCAUGGAGUUGAUCAAGUGGCAAAUUAGGUUGAAGCAAGCCCUCGAGAAACACAGUUCCACCCCAUGCCAUGAUUGUUUUUGCAUCAAUCAGAGCUGAUCACUUCCGAACAGGCAUGUAUGAAUGGACCGGCGUUUUGGAACUGGAGCCAAACUUGUCUAUUUUCAAUGAAGCCUUCAAAGAGUCAGCUAUUCUCGUGUGCCCAUCUGUGGAUGAGUUUAGAUAGAAGCUUCAAGGAUACGCACAGUUUUGCGUAUUGUGGAGGCUCUUCACAUCAUCAUUGACACGAAGUGAAAUCAUGAAGUUGGAGCAUAUUCUAGUUAUCUCUUGGAUCCAAAGCCUUUCGGGAGCAUUAAACUUGCCAACCAUGCCUAGUUUGACUCUAGACUGUGCCGGGAACAAAGUUCCUCAGGACGGAAAAUACAUCCCGAGCCUUAUCACUCUUGGACGAGUCAACAGCACUCAUUUUAAGGUGUACCUUCGAUGUCAGCAACUUGACCAAGAGGAAGGGAAUCCCGUUCAAGGGGAAUAUGUCGACGUGGAGGAGCAAUUCCACUACAAUGGUCAGGAUGAUAUGCAUUAUGCCAAAUAUCUGUCAAUGAACUGCGGGGACGUUCGACAAUCCGGAAUGUGUUUUAAUCCCAGGAUCACCCAAAAUGAUCUCCUCAAUGGGAUGGUGUGCCUCAAAACGGGUAGGGCGUUUUGCAAAAACUCAAUGGUGGUCGUUUCAAAAGACGAUCGACCCUCAACAUCGAAUGCCUCAGAAAUUGAGGCUUCACAUUGGGCCUUCGGAAUUGGUGGACUUAUUAUGGGUGUGGUUGUGGUUGGGGUUGGAAUUUGGUAUUACAACAGACGGAUCGAUGAGCAAGAACUCCAGGAGGGAUCCCAAAAAGUAAUCGAAUCAUCCAAACCAAUUAUAAAUGGAAUAAGUUCUCUCAAACGACCAAACCAUCAAUUUCCAACUAUUGAGAUCACGGAGGCUGUUGAUUGAAUUUAGACUACGAUUUUAGAAUAUAUUCAGAUUAUCUUUUCCUCUUGAUGACAAAAACAUCCACACCGGAAGCUCGAUAAAUGAUAACGUAGUUCGUGUCAAAAGUUACAUCUAAAAACUGAAAUCACUAUUGCUCCAAGUGAAUAAAUGUGAACAAGUCAUGGCAUUAGGAGUAAUAUAUUGGGCCAUGUUUGCUUUACUAGUGCCCUCAGCAAAUUUGAGUUGUGGGAAGGAAGUCUGGUUCGAAAUCAAAAGGCCGAAAUUGUACGAACUAGAUGCGUACAUCAAACCGAACACAAUCCUUGCAUUGAGAAUGAUUAAUAAGAAUGAAACAGCUGUGUGCAAAAAGCUUUUGCUCAUUGUUUCAAAAUCCAGUAUAAAUCAUUCAACUCUUACUGGUGACACGUUUUGCUCUUCAAAUUUUCCCCACGUGGUUUGCUCGAAAUUGCAGAAAUGCAGAAAUGUCUCAUGCAUUAUGGAAGAAGUUGAAGAGUUGAAAUGCAAGGGUCAAUGUAAUAACCCCUUGGAAUCGGUCGCUGGCUCUGAAUGGAAGCAGUAUGACAUGUACAUAGCCAUUGGGGCUUUAAUCUUAAGCGUCAUUUUCCUUUCUCUUUGGAUACGACGAGAAAGACGACAACAGCAACAGCAACAACAACAUCAACAACAACAACGUCUGCCCAAACCAACAGGGCAAAAAUCGAACCAUGAGUUGGGCCCAGAAUCCCAAGAAUUGGAAUCUAACUACAUCUGCGAAGUUGUGAUGGACAACGAUUACUACCAAAGAACAGUAUUGGCAAACAAAAACAGCAGCCAAGAAUCCGAGGGGCAUUACAAUGAAAACGAUUACGUGGCUGUACUGUAACCUCCAUAUUAAUACAUUCAAAAUGAUUGCA